Ricinus communis (castor bean) is the source of this 1768-nucleotide messenger RNA. Its product is annotated as beta-glucosidase 11. Gene Ontology annotation, molecular function: beta-glucosidase activity. NCBI's taxonomy places the organism in Eukaryota, Viridiplantae, Streptophyta, Magnoliopsida, Malpighiales, Euphorbiaceae. The transcript is spliced from 13 exons. The coding region runs from base 93 to 1607 and encodes 504 amino acids. Gene Ontology annotation, biological process: carbohydrate metabolic process. The record is from RefSeq and is a predicted model, not a curated record.
CAAAAGAGAGACUUUUCAAAGGCCCUUUUAACUACCCGAACAGAAGAAGCAUACCUUCUUUUUGCAUUAGUAGUACAGUUCAUAGGUUGUCAAUGAGGAUGCUUAGGCUUUGUUUCUUGCUAAUGUUUAUGCUUAAUUUAGCAUCAACAGUGUUUUCUGUUGAUAAAUAUAGCAGGAAAGACUUUCCUCCUGACUUUAUUUUUGGUGCUGCUACCUCUGCUUAUCAGGUGGAAGGAGCAGCAAAUGAAGAUGGAAGGAGUCCUAGCGUUUGGGAUAUCUUUUCCCAUGGGAGUGGACACAUGGGAGUUAAUGGCUAUCACAAAUAUAAGGAAGAUGUCAAACUCAUGGCUGAAACUGGUUUAGAAGCCUAUAGAUUUUCUAUCUCAUGGUCAAGACUUCUCCCAAAGGGGAGAGGAGCUAUCAAUCCAAAGGGCUUAGAGUAUUACAACAACCUCAUCAAUGAACUUGUUAGCCAUGGUAUCGAAGCGCAUGUUUCGUUAUACAAUUUUGAUCAUCCACAAUCACUUGAAGAUGAAUAUGCAGGAUGGCUUAGCAGAAAGAUUGUGAAAGAUUUCACAGAUUAUGCAGAUGUGUGCUUCAGAGAAUUUGGUGAUAGGGUUUCAACUUGGACUACUAUAAACGAGCCCAAUAUUUUUGCGAUGGGAGGCUAUGACAAAGGAAUAGUGCCGCCUGGACGAUGUUCAUAUCCAUUUGGAUUCAACUGCCACAAGGGCAAUUCCACCUUUGAGCCAUAUUUGGCAGCUCAUCAUAUAUUAGUGGCUCAUGGAUCAACAGUAAGAUUAUACAAGCAAAAAUAUCAGGCCAAGCAACAUGGAGUUAUUGGGGUCACCCUCUAUGCCUUUUGGUUUCUUCCUUUGACCAAUUCAACAGAGGAUAUAACUGCUACACAAAGAGCUAAAGACUUCUUGUAUGGUUGGUUUAUAAAUCCCUUAGUGUUUGGAGACUAUCCAGACAUAAUGAAGAAGAAUGCACGCUCAAGACUUCCAGUCUUAACCAAUCAGGAAUCCAAAUUGGUUAAGGGUGCAUUCGACUUCCUCGGGCUGAUACAUUACACUACAGUUUACAUCCAGGAUAACUCCAAAAGUCUGAAACUGGAAAUUAGAGAUUUCAAUGCGGAUAUGGCAGCAAGUAUUUUAUUUGACCCAGAUCAUCCAUAUAUACUAGUACCAGAUGAGUAUCCUAUAAGGGCUUGGGGUCUGGAAGGAUUAUUGGAGUACAUUAAGCAAGCUUACGGCAAUCCUCCUAUUUACAUCCACGAAAAUGGACAAACGACCCGACACAAUUCUUCAUUGCAAGAUACGAUAAGGGUGGAAUAUAUGCAAGCAUACAUUGGGAGUGUACUUGAUGCAAUCAGGAAUGGAUCAAAUACAAGAGGGUAUUUUGUAUGGUCCUUCUUGGAUUUAUAUGAGUUACUGGAUGGCUAUGGAUCAAGCUUCGGCCUGUAUUUCGUUGAUUAUAAUGACCCGCACUGGAAAAGACAACCCAAGCAAUCUGCACAUUGGUACUCCCACUUUUUGAAAGGAGGAAAGGUCGGCUCAGAUGGAAUUGGCGAGUCUUCCUCAGAGUCACGGCUUGCAACGGUUUAAUGCUUCAUGUAAAUGCACAAACAAUGCGGUUUCUUUUAGAGUGGCUUUCAGUUGUAAGUCUACAUUUGUUUUCCUGUUAAAAUACUAAGCUAAUAAUAAUACAAGUAGUUAAAAGAUGGGUGGAAAUGGAGCUUGCAUUUCAACUCUUUUCUUUCUUUUUA